This is a messenger RNA of Theileria parva strain Muguga, 1156 nucleotides long. It is a transcript of the gene FEN1, whose product is annotated as Flap endonuclease 1. NCBI's taxonomy places the organism in Eukaryota, Apicomplexa, Aconoidasida, Piroplasmida, Theileriidae. The transcript has 7 exons. The record is from RefSeq and is a predicted model, not a curated record. The coding region runs from base 172 to 1140 and encodes 322 amino acids. Gene Ontology annotation, molecular function: 5'-flap endonuclease activity; 5'-3' exonuclease activity; DNA binding.
UUUUAUUUUUUCUUAUCAUCAAAAAUGUAUAUUAUUUUCUUUUAAAUUUAUUGAUUUUUGACUUUUUACGUUUUAUAUAUAUAACCUUCCUCUUUGAUUCUUAUACACUAGCAUCAAACCAUGCUAAAUCAUUAUAAUAUGUGAAUUGUAAAUAUGUCAUAGUAUUUAUUAAUGGGAAUAAACGGAUUGAUCCCUUAUUUGAUUAAGAAAGUUCCUGAGGUGAUUAAGCCUCUGGGCUCUCUCGACUCUUUGGGUGGCAAAAGAGUUUUUAUUGACUGUUCUAUGAUUCUAAGGCGUUCUCUACAUGCUUCUAUCAGAACUGUACUAGAACGACUUAAAUUCAGUCAUUCAGGGAGUAGUGAACCAUUUGUGAACUUAAAGUUGUUGAGAGAUGAUAUAAUGAAAUAUUCAGUAAAUCCAUUAGUAGUACUCAAUAAGUCCUUGAAAGCGGUAGAUGUUAAGGGUGGAAUUGAGUCGACAUUUGUAAUAGGUCCUCUAGAGAACAAUGAAACAAGUUCUAAAGUUAAGGACCCUUUGUACAGUAAUAUACUUGACGUAAAGGAUAAGGAGUUACUGAGGCGGAUAAGAGAGUAUUUAAAGGGUAGCACAAUUUAUACAUUUUAUCCGAAUCCAUCACAUACGGAUAUUAAUGAUAUCGCAAAUAUGUUGAUGAACAAUUUUGCCAAGGUUCAGAUAAGAUCAAUGGACAUAUGCAAAAAAUGUGUUGAAUUUUGUAAUAAUAAUGAGGACUAUGUUUUAUCCGAUGAUACUAAUGCCAUAGCUUAUGGAGCUCCGAAUGUAAUAAGAGAUUAUUUGGGAUCUAAGGAGCCUAAUGUAAUAAACCAUGCGGAAAUGUUAAAAUCUCUAGGGAUGACCAGGGACCAGUUUAUUGAUUUUUGUAUUCUAUUAGGCUAUAAAGCAAAUGUCAGAAUUCCAGAGAUAGGACCUGAAAGGGCAUUUAAUAUAAUUAAAAGGUAUAAAAGCCUUGAAAAUUUUCUGGAAUCUAGUUUAUACCAACAACUUUUCAAAACAAAAAAAGCUACAGAACUUCUCCAAAAGCAUGGAAUGGAACUAGGAGAAUUUACAAACAAAUUUUUUAAUCCUGAAUUCAGACAAGAACUCAUGAAUAAUUUAAAUUAAUUUUUUAAGAAAAUUA